Hipposideros armiger (great roundleaf bat) is the source of this 633-nucleotide messenger RNA. RefSeq names its product mast cell protease 1A-like. The coding region runs from base 1 to 537 and encodes 178 amino acids. The record is from RefSeq and is a predicted model, not a curated record. The transcript has 5 exons. Gene Ontology annotation, molecular function: serine-type endopeptidase activity. NCBI's taxonomy places the organism in Eukaryota, Metazoa, Chordata, Mammalia, Chiroptera, Hipposideridae. Gene Ontology annotation, biological process: proteolysis.
AUGUCCCAAAUAUAUGAGGCUGCAGUGCCGGAGAUCAUGGGGGAACAUGAGGCCAAGCUCCACUCCCACCCCUACAUGGCCUACUUGCAGUUGCUCAAUAAGGGAAAGAAGAGGUGCGGAGGUGUUCUUAUGCAGGAGAACUUUGUUCUGACAGCUGCUCACUGCAGUGGAAGCUCAAUUACUGUCAUCCUGGGAGCCCACAACAUCAAACAGAAGGAGACGACCCAGCAGGAAAUUAGGAUGAAAAGAGCUAUACGCCACCCAAACUAUAAUAAUCCUCCAUAUGCAAACGACAUCAUGUUACUGCAGCUGGAGAAGAUGGCCAAACUGAAUAAUGCUGUUUGGGCCAUCAAAAUGCCCACAAGGAGAAAUGAGGAGGAUUCCGGGGGCCCCCUCAUAUGUAACAACAUGGCCCAAGGCAUUGUCUCCUAUGGAAAAAACAAUGGAAAACCUCCAGGAGUCUACACCAGGAUCUCGAAGUUUUUGCCCUGGAUGGAAAAAACAAUGAAACGCCUCAAACUGCUGAGAUCAGACUGAGGCACCCCGGAAUUCAUCCAUCCAUCUUCUGUGGGGCACAGGCCAAUACUGUAUUGGGCAGAGAGGGUGGAGGGCACUCGGCCAGGCACUUAAUAA